Myotis daubentonii (Daubenton's bat) is the source of this 3302-nucleotide messenger RNA. It is a transcript of the gene SHISA7, whose product is annotated as shisa family member 7. Gene Ontology annotation, biological process: regulation of AMPA receptor activity; regulation of short-term neuronal synaptic plasticity. Gene Ontology annotation, cellular component: AMPA glutamate receptor complex; dendritic spine membrane; postsynaptic density. The record is from RefSeq and is a predicted model, not a curated record. NCBI's taxonomy places the organism in Eukaryota, Metazoa, Chordata, Mammalia, Chiroptera, Vespertilionidae.
ACCGAUGUGGCUGUGGCCCGAACCAUUCUUGGGUCUGGGGGGUGCCCCGGGGGCGACGGGGGGCUGCGGGUGGCGGGGAGAGGGGUCCCCAGCAGGUGGAGAGGGGGAGGUGCCUCUUCUCAGCCGCCAGCGGGCGCCAGGAAAAGGCGAGGGCUGGCCCCAUCACAGCUGCUCGGGAAAGAAGUGCCGGCAGGGUCGCCCGCGCGCCGCCAGCCGCCCCCCCGCCAGCGCGCACGCCCAGCCCGGCGGCUGCAGACACGCGCUCGCGCUGCCUCCCCCGGCCGGCCCCCCACGCCGCCGCCACCCCAGAAUCCCCAAGGGUCCCGCAUCGGAAAGUGAGCCUCGGUUCUCCGCUCAGCCUGGCGGCCCCGUCCAGCCUCCUGCGCACCCCAUGCCGGCCCUCCUGCUCCUCGGGACCCUCCUGCUCCUGGCCUCCGCCGCCGGCCAGGCCAGGGCGCGCCCGUCCAACGCCACGAGCGCCGAGCCCCCGGGCCCGCUGCCGGCCCUGCUGGCGCACCUGCGGCGCCUGACCGGGGCCUUGACGGGCGGCGGGGGCGCGGCGGGCGCGGGCGCCAAUGGCACGAGGACGAGCCCCGCGGGCGCGGCGGCGCGGGCGCCCCCUCCGGCCGAGCUCUGCCACGGCUACUACGACGUCAUGGGCCAGUACGACGCCACCUUCAACUGCAGCACCGGCUCCUACCGCUUCUGCUGCGGCACCUGCCACUACCGCUUCUGCUGCGAGCACCGCCACAUGCGCCUGGCGCAGGCCUCCUGCUCCAACUACGACACGCCGCGCUGGGCCACCACGCCGCCGCCCAUGGGCGGGGGCGCCGGGGGCGCCGGGGGUGCGGGCGGGGGCCCCGGGCCCGGCCAGGCCGGGUGGCUGGAAGGGGGCCGGGCAGGGGGCAACGGGAUGCGUGGGGGCGAGGGCCCCGGGGGCAGCACGGCCUACGUAGUGUGCGGGGUCAUCAGCUUCGCCCUGGCCGUGGGCGUCGGAGCCAAAGUGGCCUUCAGCAAGGCGUCCCGUGCGCCCAGGGCGCACCGGGAUAUCAACGUGCCCAGGGCUCUGGUGGACAUCCUGAGGCAUCAGGCGGGACCCGGGACCCGCCCGGACCGGGCACGGAGCAGCUCCUUGACCCCGGGGGUCGGGGGUCCCGACAGUAUGGCCCCGAGGACACCCAAGAACCUCUACAACACCAUGAAGCCCUCCAAUCUCGAUAACCUGCACCACAACUACCUGCACCUCAACGUCAACAGCCCCAAGCACCACGCCACCACGCUGGACUGGAGGGCCGCCCCACCUCCCAGCCCCAACUUGCAUUACUCCACGCUGUCCUGCUCUCGGUCUUUCCACAACCUCUCGCAUCUGCCCCCGUCCUACGAGGCUGCUGUGAAAUCCGAACUCAACCGCUACUCCUCCCUCAAGAGGCUGGCCGAGAAGGACCUGGACGAGGCGUACCUGAAGCGCUGGCACCUGGGGGAGGUGCCCCGCGGGACGCUGCCCCUGCACACGCUGCGGCGCCCGGGCACCGGCGGCGGCUACCGCCUGGACGGCUGGGGCGGCGCCGAGGAGCUGGGCCUGGCGCCCGCGCCCCACCCGCGGCGGGUCAUGUCCCAGGAGCACCUGCUGGGCGACGGCGGCCGCUCGCGCUACGAGUUCACGCUGCCGCGCGCGCGCCUGGUGUCGCAGGAGCACCUGCUGCUGUCGUCGCCGGAGGCCCUGCGCCAGAGCCGCGAGCACCUGCUGUCGCCCCCGCGCAGCCCCGGGCUGCCCCCCGAGCCCGCCGCCCGCGCCGGCCUGGCCGCCUCGCACUCCAACCUGCUGCUGGGGCCCGGGGGCCCCCCCACGCCGCUGCACGGGCUGCCGCCGCCCGGCCUGCACGCGCACCACCACCACCUGCACGCGGCGCAGCCCGCCUGGCUGGCGGACGCGGGCGGCGGGGGCGCGCUGGCCGGCCGGCCGCCCUUCCAGCGCCAGGGCACCUUGGAGCAGCUGCAGUUCAUCCCCGGCCACCACCUGCCGCAGCACCUGCGCACGGCCAGCAAGAACGAGGUGACUGUCUGAGGCCGGGCGGGCGGGGGGAGGCCUGGCGGGGGCCCUCCCCUCCCCCCUCGGCCUGGAUCCCCCACACACCCCAGGGGCCCGGACCUGAUCCGCCUGCGGCCCAGGCGGCUGCCUCUGAUGACACUGCUUUGAGUGAACUCGUCCGGGAGACCAGGCCUAGAAUGUCACAGAUGAGAUCCCUCCGCCUACGUCACUGUUUGAGGCAAGACCGCCUUCCCAUGACGUCAUCACGGAGGAAGAGGCUUGCCGGCGAGGUUGUCACUGGCCCAGGCCAAGCCUUCCCAGGAGGCCAUCACAGGGGAAGAGGCCAGGCCUGAGGUCAUCGCUAGAGGCCAUAUUCCUGACGUCAUCACAGACUUCCUUCUCGUGAAGUCCUGGCAGAGGCAAUGCCUUGUCCUACGGCGUCAUCCCUGGAGACAACGAUUCCUUCCUGGGAUGUCAAUUCAGAGACAGGUCUCGCCCUUAUGACAUCAUCUCUGGCACCCAAAGGCCUCCUUUGACAUCAUCGUCCGCAGGAAAAUCCUUCCCUCCAGAGAAGAGGCCUCUGUCCAUGGUGUCAUCCCUGCAGACAAAGCCAUCUUGCUGGGACGCGCUGCGGGGAAGCCUCGCCAAGUGUGUCCUCCCUCGACAGAAGGCCUCCUUUCCGCGACAUCGUCACAGGGACUCCGCCUCCUUCCUGUGAUGCUAUCACCAGAGAAGGUGCCUUGCCCGAUGACAUCAUCUGAGGGACCGUGCCUCUCCCAGGGGGUCCGUCACCAGAGCUGAGAGCCCUUCGGUGAGGUCACCACCAGACCCCGCGGGCUCUGAGGGGCCACUGCUGCUGCCACGUCACGAGAAGGCAGGGCGUGCCCGGAGUCCGGGAGCAAGUGCCCUGUCCUGAGACAUCGCCAGAGGGCAUGCCAUCGCUGGGGAGGCUGCCCAGCUAGAGGUCUCCCCAGAGGUGAUGGUCUGUCUAUAGGCGGUUUGCAGUGAGGACCCCCACUCCCGCCUGAGGCUGGGUCCCAAUGCGAUGAUGUCAUCACCAGAGACACUGCCCACUCUGGAGGGCCAUCACUUGUGAUGGUGUCACCAGUUUCUGCCUUGUCCCACCGUGACUUGCCCUGGCCCCAGUGACAUGCGCUGCGGGGUCCCCACCAGACGCUCCCGCUAAAGGGGGGUUGGGCUGGGGUCCCAGCCUUGUGCAGUGAUGUCACCUCCUGUGUGAUUCCCGGAGGCGGCACCCCCAGGCUGGCUUCUG